ACGCCUUCUGUGGUCUCCCCUCUUCAAAGUCGAGCUCUUACACUAAAAGUCAGCCAGCCAUCUUAGGGUACCAAGCAACAUCCAUGAAUGUGUGCUUUCAGCUCUUACUUCCGACAUCCCCGACCAUUCCCAGUAUCUCAUCGAAGGGGCAGCUGGAGGGCUGAUUGUGCCUCUAAGUAGCAGCAGUAUGCAAGCCAGCCCGCGCUCUUCGGAGAUCGUCCGUAAUAGUAAAGUAAUGUCUGACCGCCCCUUCAUCCCGAUGCCAUCAGUGAAAGACAGCUUUCAAUGGUGUCUAGGGUCUGCAUCCCACGGUCACCACCCAUGAACAGGCAUGCAGGUCAUUGCCCCCAGGUUCCUCCUCCCCAUGUCCUUCCUAGACGUACCAGCACGGUACGAAAACAUCCUUGGCUCCGUAGACAUCCCAGAAAGUCCGGGACCGAGAAGACGACCAUUGCCUCCCAUGGUCGGGCCGCCUUGCGCCGCAAUCCAACGAGGGCUGAAGGGUGUAUCUGCACGCCAUAUAUCGGAUACCACUGAUGCCC
Molecule: messenger RNA, 542 nt
Organism: Colletotrichum godetiae
Lineage: Eukaryota; Fungi; Ascomycota; Sordariomycetes; Glomerellales; Glomerellaceae
Exons: 1
Coding region: 286-537 (83 amino acids)
Source: RefSeq, a predicted model, not a curated record